AAAUCUCGGGGGUAUCUGGACCGACCCUGGAAGUUAUGAUGUAGGGAAACACCAUGUUUGCCAAAAGUAGAGCUUGAAGUGAAACUACAAUUGUGAUAUCGGGGAGAGAAGGUGUCGCGCGGCGCGAUUUAUUUUGGAUCGGGGCCGAGGCGGGCAUGUUUGUCGUUUUUGUUGCAUUUUAUGGUAUUUUGGUCUCGGCUAGGAGAGUGGAAGCGCAGCGUGACACCUCAGGCGGCGGGGGCCCGGCGUGCGCCGCGGCCGGCGCCACCGGCGCUAGGUGUGACCGUCCAUGACUCGCUGGUGGAGGGCAUCACAUUUCAGGAAUGGGGCUCGGAGACAGGCGCGGGCGCCGGCGCAGGCUCCGGGCGCGCGCUGCCCCCGGCGGCGCUGCGCGCCAGCCCGCCGGCGCUGGCGCUGGGCCGCGCCGCGCUCGGCGCCGCGCACGCCGCCACCGUCACGCUCACCAACACGGCCAACACCACCAUGCACCUCGCCUCCAUCGCCGGCACCACGCCCGACUUCCACGCCUCAUUCUUCGAUUCCAAGACAUUGGCGUGCGGUGCCAACACAUCAUUCAGCGUGGUGUUCCUCGGGCGGCGCGAGGGGCCCGUGUCGCAGCACCUUUACAUCCACACGUCGCUGGGCGUGCUCAAAUACCCGGUGUCAGCGAUAGGUGUGGCCAGCGACUGGGCACUAUGGCCCUUGGUCGGAGUCCGCGUGCCGCACAACGCCACGCUGCGGCCGCUGCUGCACAUGCACAACCCCACUGAUCACCCCGUGCAGGUGAUGGAGAUGUACUCGUCCGCGUCCUGGCUGGGCCUGCAGCUGCCCGCCGGCGGGGCCUCGGCGCCGCGGGAGCACUGGGCGCUGCCUCCGCACUCCACCCGCGCGCUGGUGCGGCUGCGGCUGCGGCUGCCCGGCAAGGACACCACCGCGUACAUACGAAUAAAAGCGAACGUGACGGGCGCGCCGCUGGUGGUGGUGGUGGAGGCGGCGGCGGCGGCGGCCGGCGCGCACGCCGAGCCGCUGCAGCUGCGCGCCGGCACGCGCGGCGCGCGCGACGACCCCUACACGUUCUCCAUCUCGCUGGGCAACAGCGCCGGCUCCGCGGCGGCGGUGGCGGGCGGCGCCGCGGGCUCGUGCAGCGGCGCGCCGCACGCGCCGCCCGCGCCCGCCGACACGCCGCUGGUCGCCAACGGACACCACAACGGUACGUCACUGUAGUGUGUCUCCCCUCGC
Molecule: messenger RNA, 1239 nt
Organism: Cydia pomonella (codling moth)
Lineage: Eukaryota; Metazoa; Arthropoda; Insecta; Lepidoptera; Tortricidae
Gene: Tmem131
Product: transmembrane protein 131
Exons: 8
Coding region: 181-1224 (347 amino acids)
Cellular component (GO): membrane
Source: RefSeq, a predicted model, not a curated record